Sclerotinia sclerotiorum 1980 UF-70 is the source of this 1506-nucleotide messenger RNA. RefSeq lists its product as hypothetical. Lineage: Eukaryota; Fungi; Ascomycota; Leotiomycetes; Helotiales; Sclerotiniaceae. Gene Ontology annotation, molecular function: succinyl-CoA:3-oxo-acid CoA-transferase activity. The coding region runs from base 1 to 1506 and encodes 501 amino acids. The record is from RefSeq and is a predicted model, not a curated record. The transcript is spliced from 5 exons. Gene Ontology annotation, biological process: ketone body catabolic process.
AUGUCCACCAGUCUAUGUUUACGAGCAGCGAGAGCUUAUACCAGGAAUAGUAGGAAGCAAUCAUUGUUGUUCGCUCGCACAUUUGCAUCGACCUCCCGUCGCAAUGAAAUCAACAAAGUCUUUCCAUCGGCCUCCGAGGCUCUCAAAGACAUGAAGCCAGACAGCACAGUUUUAUGCGGAGGCUUCGGUCUCUGUGGUGUCCCAGAUACACUCAUUGAUGAGGUCGUUAGCCGACCGGAGCUCAACGGUCUUACCGCGGUUUCGAAUAAUGCUGGCACAGAUAAAUCCGGUCUCGGGAAAUUGUUGAAAACGAAGCAGAUCAAGAAAAUGAUUGCGAGUUAUAUAGGGGAGAACAAAACUUUCGAGAAGAUGUACCUAACGGGAGAAGUGGAGUUGGAGUUAACACCACAAGGAACUCUGGCAGAGAGAUGUGCUGCGGGUGGUAAAGGUAUACCUGCUUUCUACACGCCUGCCGCAUUUGGUACGGUUGUACAAACUGGUGAGCUGCCACUUCGUAACAAUCCAGAUGGCACACCAAAGGUGUUGUCCUAUCCCAAAGACGUAAAGGUAUUCCACGGCAAACCAUACCUUUUGGAAGAGAGCAUUCGAGGUGACUACGCAUUUGUGAAAGCGUGGAAAGCAGAUAAGCUUGGAAAUUGUCAAUUUCGGCUGGCAGCGAACAAUUUCAAUGGUGCUAUGGGGAGAAACGCACAAAUGACAAUUGUGGAAGCAGAGAAUAUUGUUGAGCCAGGAGACAUUCCACCGGAAGCAGUACAUCUCCCCGGAAUUUAUGUCAAGAGAGUUAUUCAGUCCACAACGCCCAAAGACAUUGAGAAAUUCACUUUCGCAAAAGAUCCAAAUGACCCAGCGGCGAAGAGUGCCCUGGGUAGCGGUGAUAUUGCUGCAAAGCGAGAGAGAAUCGUCAGGCGCGCCGCCAAAGAAUUCAAAAAUGGAAUGUACGCCAAUCUUGGCAUAGGAAUGCCCAUGCUUGCGCCGUCUUUCGUGGGUCCGGAAGUCGAGGUGCAGCUACAAUCAGAAAAUGGUAUCUUAGGAUUAGGUCCUUACCCCCAAAAAGGGUCGGAGGACCCUGAUCUCAUUAAUGCUGGCAAAGAGACCGUGACACUCAAGCCUGGUGCCGCGGUCUUCGGUAGUGAGGAGAGUUUUGGCAUGAUUCGAUCCGGACGAAUAAACUUGACUAUCUUGGGAGCUAUGCAAGGUUUUGGAGGGGCGAUGGAUUUAGUCAGCAACCCUUCAAUGACAAAGGUCGUGGUAACCAUGGAGCAUUGCGAUAAGAAAGGAAAUGCGAAGAUUGUGAAGCAGUGCGAGUUCCCUCUGACAGGAAAAGCUUGCGUUUCGAGGAUAAUUACCGAACUAGGUGUAUUUGACGUCGAUUUCACCAAAGGUCUUACUCUGAUCGAAAUUGCAGAUGGAGUAACGGUGGAAGAAAUUAAGACAAAGACAGAUGCACCCUUUACUGUAGCAGGCGAUCUAAAACCAAUGUUGUGA